This is a messenger RNA of Osmia lignaria (orchard mason bee), 1792 nucleotides long. RefSeq lists its product as uncharacterized. NCBI's taxonomy places the organism in Eukaryota, Metazoa, Arthropoda, Insecta, Hymenoptera, Megachilidae. The record is from RefSeq and is a predicted model, not a curated record.
AAAUUUAAAUUUAAAACAUUAAAGUUUUUAUGCUGCAAUUUAAUUGGUUCAUUUGACAACUUUUCUACCAGUCAAAUUUAUGGAUCUCCUUGUUGAUUAUAAUAUAGAAGAUAUUAACGAAUUAUAUUUAAAUACUUCAUAGUUCAGUUUAUUGCGAUAUUGUAGAUUGAAGUGAGGUUAUAUGAUUAAGACGUAAUAAGAUAAAAUAUAGAAAAUCAAUUUUCUACUUUUAUGAACAAAAUUUAAAUGCGUUUUUCAUCUACACGAGUGAAUACUGGUACUUUUUUUGUUGCAUACAUACUUACAAUGAGUUUAUUUACUGAUAUUAAGAAGAGGACUCAAAUACCUUGUAGCGAUGAAAAUCCAUUGUUUGUACUUCAACAAGAUUAUAUUAAUAGAAACCAAAGAAUAAGGAAGCACAAGAUUCCAAAAAAUGUAAAUUUAUAUGGUAACAGUGAUGAUAAUAAUUAUAAUGGAAGCUGUGAUAAUUUAUCUCAACAGCAGUAUUGCCUUCCUGAAAAUGAAAUUGCAUCCUCUAUUAGAGAAGCAACAGGUGGUAUUGAUUAUUCAAAUGAAAAGCUUGAAGAACAAUGGAGAAUUAGACAAACAGAAGCUAAUUUAAAAUCUCACAAUACUAUUUCAAAUAAAAGUUCGUCUUCAAUUAAUAAUAAUUAUGGUUAUAACAAUUCAAAUGUAGAAAGUGGUACUGACUCAUCUCUAUCAGAGAUUAAGACUGUUGAAAGAAAACAGACUGAAGUCGAGGAGACUAUUUUAAAGAAAUGUAGGCUCAAUAAAAAUGCAGCAAUUAGAGGACUUUUAAAAAAUCAUAUGAUCUCAACAAAAGAUUUACAAAUGCCAGUUGGUUCUACAGAUGUAGAAUAUCAAAAUAAUAUAGAUGUACAGAACACAGAUGUUUUUCCAUCAAGUAAUUUAAGUGAGGACACUUGUAUGAAAUUAGUUCCAUAUGAAGAAGAUCCAGAUAUUUUUAUGCAACCUAUACAAGCAUAUGGGGGCAUAGAUGAAAACAAAUAUCAAGAUAUUGACUUUUCUGUACCACAUGUGGGUAAAAAGACCAUAGUUACGCCGCUGCAAUUUUUUCUUAGCAUAGACGAUUCUGAUUUUGAUUUUGUUAAAAAAGAUACAAAGAAAAAGAAAUAACAGUAACAUAUUUAUCGCAAUAAUAUUCUUUUAUCUUUAGUCUAUUUUUUUAAAAACAAGAAUAAGGAAAAAUAUUAAAUAAGUAAUUAAUGAUAUCGAUUUUGUUGUAAUGAUGUAUAUACAGGUAUUGACUUCGUUCAAAAAUUCCAAAUAAUAUUGACAUUUGUGUUUAAAUAACGAUAGGUAGUAAAUUUUUCAAAGUAAAGUAAAUACGUUUAAGUAUGUUGGAUUCUAAAAAAUGAAAUAACUUCAUAUUUUUGAAAUGUUUAAUAAAAAGUAGAAACCUUAUGAAAACGACAAUUAUGCAUUUGCAAAUGUUAUAAAUUUUGUAAGUUGUAGUUAGAAUCACGGUAUAUCUACAAGAUUUUUACCAUCAAAGUAUGACAGUGCUGUGAAAAAUUUUAGCUAUUAAUUAUACCUGUUAUGUACAAAAUUAUUAAAAUGAUAACAACUUUAUCGAUUAUUAAGUAUUACUAUGUGAUGAUAGCUCAUAUUUUAAUUAAGAAGAUUAUUAAAUAUGUAUGUAUGUGUGAUGUAUUUACAUGCGUAUGAUCUAUCAUGCAAGAAAAAUUUGUCUACCUUGAGUGUAAACUACAAAAACUUACGAAUGAUUAAAUAAUUAGUGAAAUUAAAA